Trichoplax adhaerens is the source of this 1017-nucleotide messenger RNA. RefSeq lists its product as uncharacterized. The annotation marks the transcript as partial. The transcript is spliced from 9 exons. Lineage: Eukaryota; Metazoa; Placozoa; Uniplacotomia; Trichoplacea; Trichoplacidae. Gene Ontology annotation, molecular function: oxidoreductase activity. The record is from RefSeq and is a predicted model, not a curated record.
CGAAGACUAGUUCUGAUGGGCUAUGGUAGUCUAGAGAGAUUGCAGAUCGAAAAUAGGCCAUUAAAAGAGCCACGACAAGGAGAAAUCAGAAUUAAAGUCGAAAAUAGCGGCAUUAACUUUGCUGAUAUGAUGGCCCGUCAGGGAAUCUAUCGCAUCAAUCCUAAACCACCUUGCGUUCUGGGUUAUGAAGUAUCAGGAAUAGUAGAGUCGCAUGGUAUUGGAGUAACACAGCCCGCUAUUGGUACUAGGGUCAUUGGAUUUUGCAAUAAUUUUGGUGGUUGGAGUGAAUAUGCCCUCGUUCCAGCUGAUCUUGUAUUUGCAAUGCCAGAGAACAUGAGUUACGAAGAAGGUGCGGCUUUAUUGGUAAACUACCUCACAGCUUACUUGCUGCUAUUUACGUUUGGCCACCUACAGGAAGGAAAUACAGUACUAUGCCACAUGGCUGCAGGAGGAGUAGGACAUGCAGUUGGUCAGUUAUGUAAAACAGUGCCUAACGUCAAACUUUAUGGCACUUGCUCUACAUCAAAGCAUGAAGAUGCCAAGGCAGCUGGUUAUAAGCAACUCAUCGAUUACAAAAAGUCAGAUUAUGUUAAGGAGCUACUUCUUCUAGAGCCAAAUGGUGUUGACCUUGUUUUGGACCCUCUGGGAGGCGCAGAUAGUAAAAAAUGCUACCGGUUAACUAAACCUUUUGGAAAACAAAUUGUCUACGGGGUUGCUAAUGCCAUCACUGGUGAAAGACGCAAUGUCCUUCGUCUUGCCAAGACAUGGGCAAGCAAUGCAGCAGCUGGUAAAGAUCCACUAGCUUUGAUGAAUGGUAAUAAAAUGAUUGGUGGUGUGCAUCUUGGGACCAUCAUGACUGAAUACUAUAAAGACUUUGCUCCAAAAGCAGUUGCUGACAUUUUACGUUGGUAUAACGACGGCAUUAUCAAGCCAAAGAUUGAUUCUGUUCAUGCCCUAGAAGAUUUCUCUGAUGCUUUCCUACGAAUCCAUGACAGAAAGAAUGUUGGUAAAGUCUUA